This is a messenger RNA of Rhipicephalus microplus (southern cattle tick), 953 nucleotides long. RefSeq names its product GTP-binding protein 8. Gene Ontology annotation, cellular component: mitochondrion. The record is from RefSeq and is a predicted model, not a curated record. Gene Ontology annotation, molecular function: GTP binding. Lineage: Eukaryota; Metazoa; Arthropoda; Arachnida; Ixodida; Ixodidae.
ACAUGGCUGCGCCCUUGCAAAUUUUACGAGCAAUGUUUGUGCGCUCCACUUUUAAGUUGAGUCGGUCUUUCUCUGCGAAACAAGCUUCCAAGAAAUUAGACCUUCCGUACAUAAACAGGUGUAAUGAACUGCAAAAGCAUUUACAAGUGCCGCUGUUUGAUCAAAAUGAAGCGCCUUUCGAACCAAGCGUCACCGAAAUGAGAGCGGCUGAGGGCCUCUUCGUUAGCCGGCCCAACCACCAACUCUCUUUCAUAACGUCAGCUGUGCGUCCCGAGCAAUACCCCCAACACAACAUGCCGGAGGUGGCGAUUAUGGGAAUAAGCAACGUGGGGAAGUCGUCGCUGCUUAAAGCCAUAUUUUCACAAGCUCCCGAAGUUCGCGUCAAAGUAUCGAAAACUCCAGGACACACGAAAACGUUGAACUUUUUUGCGGUUGGCAAGAAACUGUGCAUGGUAGACAUGCCCGGCUAUGGUUUCAGACAGCCAAAAGACUUUGCCAUCUUUUCAUCACAGUUCCUUUCGAGUCGCAAAAACCUGAAGAGGACAUUUCUCGUAAUGGACGCUGAGCAAGGUUUUCAAGACUAUGACCAAGAUGCCAUCGAGAUGCUGGAAACGCUGAGGUCACCGUAUGCUCUGGUCUUCACCAAAAUCGACAAGGCCAAAAAUUCUGUCAUACUCAAGAACCUUGCAUUUGUAACAGAGCUCAGGAACAAAUACAUGUCAACACUUUGCUUCCCUCAGCCAUUCUUGGUCAGCUCAAUCACCCGUGAAGGAAUCGCUUUUCUGCAAGCAUUUAUAGCACAUAUCACUGGGCUUCUCGAUGUUGAAGAUGCGCGAUAUUCACAGCCACCAUUGCGCAAUCGGUGACUGUGCGUAUCCAGGUGUUGUAUAACUGCAUAGACCGGUGUACAAACUCCUGUUUUUGUGUUGCAUUCAUGGAAUACUAUAUGUGUU